GUCCCCUCUACAUUUUCUGUUCGAUUACACCCUCGUUUACCUUCUAGAGCCGCUGACAAACUGAGUUUUUUCUGGGACUCUUUACGACAUGGAGACGACGAUGAUCUGCUCUCGUAAGGGGCACAAGUUCAUGUAGUGUUCAUUAUUGUUAGUCAAUCAAUCUUUGAGUCCGAUCGUGGUGUCGCUGUUUCGAAUCAGAGAAAAACUAGUCAUUUUCUAAACUUACGUGCAAUGACGCAAAGUGCACCCACUGAUCCCUCCCAAAAUCAUUUCAUAAUAAUGAUUGCAUUUCUAUUAUAAAAUACGAACGAUUUGCAAAGAAGUCAUUCGGUAGCACAUGUAGUGUGACUGGAUCAGAAGAAUGUAAUUAAGGUUUACCAUUUUAUUUUACUCUAGCUUUUCUUAAAGAACUCCACUGGUUCAAGUGUCUGCAGACACUUGAACCAGUCUGGAGUGACUCAGCGUAAGUCACCGCAUGGCGAUGGAUCGAGUUCUAAUAUUCCGAUCGAGAGAUCUCGUUGGGUUCGAACCGGCAGUUGUGGACAGGCCGAGACUGCUGCGUGCCAGGACAGCGAGAAUGAGGAACGCCUCCCUGGCUGGCCUCGCUGCACAACCCCUUGUCCCCGGACUCAAUUCCCCCAGCCUUAUAUAGUUUCUGGACACCAAUUCCAAACACACACAAAUUAUUUCACGAACCACGUGCACAGGGUUCAUAAAUCAGGAAGAUAUAUACGUCUGGACUCGCAGGAGCCAGUAUAUCUUUGUGUGUGCAGCUGUGACAGCAAACAGAUUGUGGUGACUUGUGGCAGCUGAUUCCUCCCUCAGAGUCUUCGUCUUCAAAUCAGAGCAUCAUGGACGCUCCAGUUUAUCAGAAUAUGUCCGCCACGGAACACAUCCAGAAACGAAAUGAGGACAGAGGAUGUUUGUACGCCUGCGCCUUCACUCUCUGUUGCUGCUUUUGUUGCUAUGAGACCUGUGAGUGUUGUCUCGACAUUCUAUGCUGCUGUUGUUGAAAAUAUAAGUUAUAAACAUGGAGCACUUCGAAGCUCGGCCGCUGUCCACUCUUGAUGGUUCGACUGACACCAGGCGGGAGCCAAUCUUCAAGAGGAAUAUGUAGUUCUUGACAUCCACGAAAAUACAUGUACAGAAAUGCUCAGCAUCCUGCUAGAAUUUUUUUGUUGAAACUUGUCGAUCCGCACGAAGGCAGCGGACUAUAAGCCUUUGAGUUUGGAUUCGAUCUUGACACUGGUCUAGCCAUGGAUAGGUUAGGUCCAGGCCGUCGAAGUGUUCGCAACUGUACAUAGUUAUACGCUAUUGAAUUGUGAGAUGAUUGCAACAAGUUCAUAAAUAAAGGGAGAUAAGCAAACUUUCUGGUUGCUCAUUCUGAAGCCU
Marchantia polymorpha subsp. ruderalis is the source of this 1392-nucleotide messenger RNA. The record is from the annotation of a GenBank genome assembly. NCBI's taxonomy places the organism in Eukaryota, Viridiplantae, Streptophyta, Marchantiopsida, Marchantiales, Marchantiaceae.